Molecule: messenger RNA, 3720 nt
Organism: Baudoinia panamericana UAMH 10762
Lineage: Eukaryota; Fungi; Ascomycota; Dothideomycetes; Mycosphaerellales; Teratosphaeriaceae
Exons: 3
Coding region: 1-3720 (1239 amino acids)
Biological process (GO): carboxylic acid metabolic process
Cellular component (GO): cytoplasm
Molecular function (GO): RNA binding; pyridoxal phosphate binding; carboxy-lyase activity
Source: RefSeq, a predicted model, not a curated record
AUGCCGCAAGAGAACAAGAAGCGCGGGCGGCGCAUGAACAAGCGCAAGGCCGAAGACGAAGGCUCGGCCAUCCAACAGACUAGCAAGCGGCAAAAGUCCAACGAGGAUCUCAACCAGCAAGCCGACUUUGUCCCUCUUCAGGCGCAGGAAGAAUCGGUCGACAAUGCGUAUCCUGCGGCUGAGAAGCCUUUCUUCGGCAUGCUUGAUGCUGAGGAGCAGGAGCACUUCAAGCAGGCCUACGAACAGCUCGACCCUACUUCUUUCGGCGAUCUCGAGGAUCCAGACACUUUCCUCACCAAUGUCUGGAAGGAUGCCGAAGGCAAAGAACUCAAGAUCGCUCAGAGCCAGUCCUGCUCGCGGCUCAUGGAGCGCUUGAUCCAACUCUCUACGGCGUCGCAAUUAAAGAAGCUCUUUCAAGCAUUCAGCGGAAAUUUCAUCCAUCUCGUCUCUCAUCGUUUUGCGUCGCAUUGCUGCGAAGCACUCUUCCUCCGCGCCGCCCCCUUGGUGACAGAGGAGUUGAUUGCACCCCGACUGGCAGACGGCGUCAACACCAAGGACACCACUGCGCUUGAUGAGAUAUAUGUCUCCAUGGAAAACCUGUUCUUACAUACCCUUGCGGAAUUCGAGGGCAGCUUUGGCUUUCUCAUGACCGACUCCUUUGCAUCUCACGCCCUGCGCGUCCUGCUCCUUGUGCUGUCUGGUGAGCCAACCGAGUCAGCGUCUGCCAAGCGCUUGCUGCAAAGUAAGCGGAAAGAAGGUGCGUUGAUGCCUGGCACUGGCGGUACUGGCGGAGAGGCACAGGAGAAGACUCGUACCGUACCAAAGGCAUUCGGUGAGAAACUAGAAAAGGUUAUUGCCGACAGCAUUGCUGGCCUCGACACCGACAAGCUCCGCGCACUUGCGACUCACCCUCAGGCAAACCCUACCCUACAACUUCUGUUAAAGCUCGAGCUCACCCAAUUCGGCAAAGAACGCGCGAAAGACGAGAGAUCAGUGAUCCGCACUCUGCUCCCUGACGAGCCAAUUACGGCCGAGAGCGGUAGUGCGACGUUCAUCAACGGCAUCAUUUACGACUCUGUCGGUUCACAUCUAGUCGAGCAAAUUGUACAGCACGCGCCCGGAAAGACGUUCAAGAGCCUGUACAGAGAGUUCUUCAAGGAACGUCUUGCGUCGUUUGCCCGCAACGAGGUUGCUGGCUAUGUCGUCUGCCGUCUGUUAGAACGCAUGAGCCGGGACGACUUAUACGAUGCUCAUGAGGUGCUAUUACCGACCCUACCGAAUCUGUUGGAACGCAACCGUACAAUGGUCAUUGCGACGCUCAUCGAAAGGUGCGCCGUUCGCGAUAUCGAUACCACGGCACUCGCAGCCGAGUUGGACAGAAGUGUCCAGUGUCAGGACGGUUUCGAUGUCAAGAAGUUCCUGAAGGUGGAGCGAGCGCAGCCGGAUGGACAUACAAGGACGAGCGAAACACCACAUGACAGCGUGCAAAGUAGCAAUGAUAUGGACGAAGUUGCUGCGUUUGUUCGCCCUACGGAGCCUGCCAAGGUCCAUUUCAACUUGUUGGCGCAAGCCAUGCUUCGCGUGCCUGGGCCGAUGUGUGGUCUCAUCCUCGACUCUCUGGUCCAGCUUGACCCGCCUACUCUGCAGCAGAUGGCCGCAGACUCGAUAGUCACCCGCACCAUGCAGGCAGCGCUCACUUCGAAGAACGCAUCCAUUAUCCAGAAGCGGAAACUGAUACAGCUCUUCUAUGGCCAUAUCGGCGAAAUGGCGGUCGAAAGAUCUGCAUCGCACGUGGUGGACUGCAUCUGGGAAGGCACGCACGGCCUGGCGUUCAUCCGCGAGCGUAUCGCCGAAGAGCUCGCAGAAAAUGAGGGUACGAUCCGGGAGUCCAGCUACGGCAGGAGCGUGUGGAAGAACUGGAAAAUGGAUAUGUACAAACGCAGGAGAGCGGAAUGGAUAAAGCAGAGCAAAUUCAAAGCGAGCAAUGACGGGUUCCAAAGCUUCUCGGAGAUCGAUUCGAACAAGAAGCAGGACGAGACGGGGGGAGCGGUCGGCAAGACUCCACUAGAGCUGGCGAGGGAGAGGCAUCUGAAUAAGAAGAGGGAGAAGGAGAAGCAAGAGAAGAAGGAGAAGAAGGGCAAGGAGAAGGAAGGCGCAACGCUCCUUUCCGCCGUCAAAGACUCCGUUAUCCAAUUCAUUCGAGCCGCAGACGACGACGCCUCAAGCAAAUCAUCAGGCCACGGUCUCCAGCAAUCCGGCCAAGGACCCCGAACAGUACUCGUCGAGCAUCAUCCACCCAAAAAGCUGCAGCAACUGCUCAACGUCGACCUACCGGUAGAGGGCCAAGGCAAAGCCGGCCUGCUCCGAACCGUGGAGGAAGUCCUCCAUUACAGCGUCAACACUUGGGACCAAGGCUUCAUGGACAAACUCUACUCCUCCAUCACCCCCGUCGGACUGGCGUCAGAUCUCUUGCUCAGCGCUUUAAACACGAAUCUGCACGUCUAUCAAGUUUCGCCCGCGCUGACCGUGAUUGAGAAGCAGACCGCGAAGGCGUUGGCGACUAUGUUUGGGUUCAAGGGUCCUUUUGCGGGUGGUGUGAGUCAGCCAGGUGGCAGCGCGGCGAACCAGUCUAGCAUUGUCGUUGCACGCAACUGCCUUUACCCGGAGACGAAGACGAAAGGGUAUGAGGGGAGGAGCUUCGUGUUGUUUACGAGUGCGCAUGGGCAUUACAGUCUGGAGAAGGCGGCGCAGAUGUUCGGGUUUGGGUCGGAGGCGGUCAAGAGUGUUUCCGUGGACGAGCGGGGGUGUAUGAAGGCUGACGAGCUGGAACGAAUGAUUGAGCAGGCAAAGCGGGACGGCGAAACGCCGUUUUACGUCAACGCGACCGCCGGGACGACGGUUCUCGGCUCGUACGAUCCACUGGAGCAGAUCUCGGAUGUGUGUCGGAAGCAUGGGCUCUGGAUGCACGUUGAUGGGUCGUGGGGCGGACCGGUGAUCUUCAGCGAGAAGCAGCGACAUAAGCUGCAGGGGGUAGAGAAGGCUGACAGUAUAGCGAUCUGUCCGCACAAGAUGAUGGCUGUCCCGGUCACGUGCUCGUUCCUGCUAGGGAAGGAUUUGCGGCAGUUUCACAAGGGCAUGACGCUACCUGCAGGCUAUCUCUUCCAUUCGAACGAUGUGGACGAAGGCAGCGGCGUAGCAAACGGCCACCACGACCAGAGUGCCGUUGAUACCGAUCACCCGCACGCCCAUCCGAACCAAGAGGAGGACGUGAAAGAGUUCUGGGACCUUGCGGACCUGACGCCUCAAUGUGGACGACGAGGGGACAGUCUCAAACUCGCACUUUCCUGGAUCUACUACGGGACCACCGGCUUCGGAGACAUGAUUGACCACGCCUUCUCAAUGGCCGCCUACCUUGCAUCCCUGGUUGCCUCGAACUCUAACUUCACUUUAGUCUCAGACAAUCCACCGCCGUGUUUGCAGGUCUGUUUCUACUUCAACGGACAAGAAGGUGUAGGCCACCGUAACCGGAAUUCGAAGAUCACGGAAGAGAUCACUAAACGCUUGAUACCGAGAGGAUUUAUGAUCGACUACGCUCCGGGUGAUGAAGGCAAGUUCUUCAGGGUGGUGGUGAAUGUGCAGACGCGGAAGGAGACGGUGGAGGGUCUCGUCAAGGCUAUCCAGGAAGUGGGAGACGGUCUGGAUGUUAAGACUCUGGGGUGA